Molecule: messenger RNA, 618 nt
Organism: Euleptes europaea (tarantolino)
Lineage: Eukaryota; Metazoa; Chordata; Lepidosauria; Squamata; Sphaerodactylidae
Product: tumor necrosis factor receptor superfamily member 13C-like
Exons: 3
Coding region: 1-618 (205 amino acids)
Biological process (GO): positive regulation of T cell proliferation; T cell costimulation; tumor necrosis factor-mediated signaling pathway
Cellular component (GO): external side of plasma membrane
Molecular function (GO): signaling receptor activity
Source: RefSeq, a predicted model, not a curated record
AUGAAGAACAACACCAGCUACUCGGGCAUCGACACCACCUGCUCCUCUCCCAACGACUGUUAUGACGCUCUCAUCAAAAAGUGUGUGAGCUGCAGCAAACUGAACAGAAACCAGGAGGAAACAACUGCUAUCCUCAGAGUGAUCUCUACUACAGCCCAGGAAAUGACACCUCCUACCACAGCCCAGAAGUGCCCAGCAUUGAUCUCAGGUAUCUGUGCAUGUGCAGGGCUAGUUCUGGCUAUGGCUGCAGUGCUCUGGUUUGUCAUCCAGAAACAAAAGAGAAGGACGAGGAAGAGCAAAGCUGAUGAGGAGGAUCCUAAAAAAAUUGAAAUUGAAAACCACUAUGAAAACCAUGUUCACAAAGGACCAGACCUGCCAGGAGAAGACAAUCUUGCAUUACUAAGAUGCCCUCCGUCAAAUGAUACUUCACAUGGAACAAUACUAAAAGAUGACAUCUCAAAGAUGGCAGUAAGUGAUGUCACUGUGGCUUCUUCUCUUUCUUCUUGUGAAGAAAAAGGCAAUCACACCUUUCCACUGCCAGCUACUGAACUUGGGGCAACUGAGCUGGUGACCACCAAAACCAUUCAGGAGAACUUCAUUAAGGAGGAACUGCUAUAG